GUUUUCGCUGUAAAGAGGGACAUAUAAAACCCUAGAAAGUAGAAACCCUCCUUACAGAGAGAGAGGAGAGAGAGGGAGAGGGGGAGGGAGCAGAGCAGAGCUGCUACAACAUGGCAAAGCGGGAGCUCUCAAGCACGUUGAGGAACUUAAAGUUCAUGCAAAGGGCGACCCGGAAGGAGGAGGCAGCGAAGAAAGACGAGGAAAAACCGAUACAUUCGACUACCCAAAACCGAAAGUGCAUCGUCAUAAUGGAGGGGGAUCCUCAUCCAGGUGCACUAAAAGGUCGAAUGUCAUUUCAAAGCUUUAAUCCUUUUGUAGAUAAACUGAACGAGGAAGCAGAAGGACGUAGUCAAUCACAACAUCAUGAUGCAAGCAAAGCUGAGCUCUCAACGGACAGAGGAAAUGGAGCUCCUGAAUCUGAGUCAGAUCCCAAUAUUGCAAGAACUGACAGUGAAUCCGAUGAUGAGCAUAAAACAAAGAAACCAAAAGUAGAGAUGGACAUGGUCAAUGAAUCUCAGUUUACAAGAAGUGCGGGUCACAGUAAACCAUCAAAUAACAAGGCAGGCACUUCCAAGCAGCAGAGUCAAGGCCGAUUUGAUUGGAAAGUUCUAAGGCCACCAACUGGUCAAAAUAAGCAAAGGAGUUAAUGCUGUAGACUAGUCAAUGAGUCAUGUGACCUUCCAAAGGGAUAGGUAACAUCCAAGGACACUGCCUAUCUUUCUGUAACUGUAUCUUUAUUGUUUAGUUAAGUUUUGACCAUGAUAUGUUCAUUAUUUGUUUCCUGAAAUUUAUUAAAUCUUCAGGAUAAGCAAUUGAUGCCAAUGAAAUUUAUCCCAUGAUCUAUGUCCUUUAAUGUGAUCUUGUGAGUUAACACUAGUAUCGGUGAACCGUUGGUGUGCAGUUUCCUUUUGAGGACAUACAAAUUCUUUGAUGCUCAUGUUACAUGUUUAGCUAAUAUCCUUACUUAUAUUGUAUAUCUUCCAUUAGCUGAAUGAAUGAUCAUUUGCAGUUUGACAA
Molecule: messenger RNA, 1017 nt
Organism: Nymphaea colorata (pocket water lily)
Lineage: Eukaryota; Viridiplantae; Streptophyta; Magnoliopsida; Nymphaeales; Nymphaeaceae
Exons: 5
Coding region: 111-647 (178 amino acids)
Biological process (GO): maturation of 5.8S rRNA
Source: RefSeq, a predicted model, not a curated record